Salvia miltiorrhiza (redroot sage) is the source of this 501-nucleotide messenger RNA. Its product is annotated as ferredoxin-thioredoxin reductase subunit A2, chloroplastic-like. The coding region runs from base 1 to 501 and encodes 166 amino acids. The transcript has a single exon. Gene Ontology annotation, biological process: photosynthesis. The record is from RefSeq and is a predicted model, not a curated record. NCBI's taxonomy places the organism in Eukaryota, Viridiplantae, Streptophyta, Magnoliopsida, Lamiales, Lamiaceae.
AUGGCCGCCUCCACGGCCUUCUUCUCUUCAAUUCUCAACGUCCCCACUUCCAAGAUCUCAAAUUCCGAUGUGGGUUUCAACCGGAUCCGCUUCUGGGUCCAAAAGAAGCGAUCUUUCACUCCGGCAAUCCCCAUUUCAAUCGGCGACGGCAUCCCCUCGUCUUCGGGCUCCUGCAAUUCAGCUGCGAUCUCCAAUUCUCUCACUCUCGAUCAUGACAGCAUCAACGAUGAAGAGGUUAAGAAGGCGGAGUCGAUAAUCGGGUCGAAAGUCCGGGUCAAGGUGCCCUUGAAGGUGUACCACGUGCCCAAGGUGCCCGAAUUGGAUCUCACGGGCCGGGUCGGGUUGUUGAAGCAGUACGUCGGAGUUCAUAAGGGGAAGAGGAUCUCGGCGAAUUUGCCGUACAAGGUGGAGUUCGUGGCGGAGGAGAUUAGCGGCCGCGGUGGUAAGCCAGUGAAGUUUCUUGCGCAUUUGAGGGAAGAUGAGUUUGAGUUUCUUGAUUGA